AUGGAUCAAAGCAAUCCUUCACUCGGUCAUCAGCAUUAUGAUGCCUACUCUGUUAGAUCUCCUUCUCUUGCAUCACCACGUAUUCAUCCAACAUCACCAGGUCAAUACAUGGUCUCUGGUGGUGGUGGUCGAUCAACACCCAAUUUCCGCAAAAUGGCCCUGACGCAACAGCAUCAUCCUAUUGUUGCAGAUUCUUCAUCAAGUCGAACACAGCAUGUGUACAUGGCCAACCCAGCAAUACAUGAUAAUGUGCCACCUAUGCCAUCUAUGCAUCCCAUUUACAUGUCACCAUCCACCACCCCGCAUCAUCGACAGCACCCUACUAUGGCUGCUUCAUCACCAGCAAUGACAGCUACACCACCACCUGCCGCUGCUCAUCGUCAUCACCACCAUCAUCAUCAUCACCAUCAUAAUCAUGCAACAUCGUAUCAUCGCCAUCAACAAAGUUACUCCAUGCCUUCAUCUCGACGCAAUGAUCCAACAAAAAGAACAAAGCGAGUGCCAUUAUACAAGGGCAAUUUGGUGAUUGAAUGCCCUGUGCCAUCACGACUCAUGCAUGCCAACCCACGCAAAGAUACAGAAUUCAGCCACAUGCGUUAUUCAGCAGUAACAUGCGAUCCAGAUGAUUUUGCCAGAUCACGUUACACCUUGCGUCCUCGUCUUAUGAAUCGUCAAACGGAGUUAUUUAUCGUGAUGACCAUGUACAAUGAAGAUCGCGAGUUGUUUUGUCGAACCAUGCAUGGUGUCAUGAAAAAUAUAGCCCAUCUAUGCUCAAGAACACGUUCUCAAAUGUGGGAUACCGAAGGAUGGAAAAAGGUGGUUGUAUGUAUAGUUGCCGAUGGCCGAAACAAGUGCGAUCCCGAUGUCUUGAAUGUGCUUGCAGCUAUGGGUGUCUACCAAAGAGGCGUUGCCAAAAAUAUGGUGAAUGACAAGGCUGUCAAGGCUCAUUUGUACGAGUACACAGUUCAAGUAUCGGUGGAUCCGGAUAUGCGCAUCAAAGGUGCUGAAAGAGGCAUUGUGCCAGUGCAAAUCCUCUUUUGUCUCAAGGAGCAAAAUGCAAAAAAGAUCAAUUCCCAUCGUUGGUUCUUCAAUGCUUUCGGCCCGAUUCUCCAGCCGAAUGUGUGUGUCUUGUUGGAUGUGGGGACAAGGCCUGGCAACACAUCCAUCUACCAUAUCUGGAAAACCUUUGAUUUGAAUGCUACCAUUGCAGGGGCUUGUGGUGAGAUACGUGUGCAAACCAAAGGUGGUAUGGCAUUGUUGAAUCCUUUGGUGGCAGCACAAAACUUUGAAUACAAAAUGUCCAACAUCCUUGACAAGCCGCUUGAAUCCGUGUUUGGGUACAUCUCCGUACUACCAGGUGCAUUUUCGGCCUAUCGAUAUGCUGCUCUUCAAAAUGAUUGCCAUGGAAACGGUCCAUUGCAAAAGUACUUUUUGGGUGAACAUGGUGUAUCAGCAUCCUCUGAUAUCUUCACCGCCAAUAUGUAUCUUGCUGAGGAUCGUAUCUUAUGUUUUGAAUUGCUGGCAAAGAAACAUGAAAAAUGGGUGCUCAAAUAUGUACAGUCUGCAUUUGGUGAAACGGAUUGCCCUGAUCAACUUCCUGAAUUCCUCUCCCAACGACGUCGUUGGUUGAAUGGGAGCUUUUUUGCUGCCAUUUAUUCCACGUGCCAUUUUCAUCGUGUAUGGAGCACGAGUCAUUCGGUGGCAAGGAAGCUAAUGUUGACUGUGCAAUUUGCAUUCAACUUUGCCAACCUUGUUUUCAAUUGGCUAGGCAUGGCCAACUUUUAUUUGACAUGCUACUUUGUCAGCAAAUCACUUUCACCCCCUGAUAUGGAUCCCAUUGGCAAUCGAUGGGGUGAACGCAUUUUCGAAUCCUUACGGUACCUGUACAUCUUUUUAUUCAUCGUUUCUUUUAUAUGCUCGAUGGGAAAUCGACCCCAAGGGUCCAAGUGGAUGUUUGUGGUCUCUGUGUUGGCGUAUGCAGUUAUCAUGGGCUAUACCAUUUUUGCUGGUGGAUGGCUUAUGCGACAAAGCAUUGUCAAGGGCAUGCAGGAAGCAGGAUGGAGCCAAGACAACAAUGCAAUGAUAAAUCUUGGGAUUCUUAUCGGCGAAGCUGAAUUCCGAAACAUCUUUAUAUCGACGAUUUCGACGUAUGGGCUAUACAUUUUGUCAAGCUUGCUUUAUCUUGAUCCAUGGCAUAUGAUUACGAGCGUGAUCCAAUAUCUCCUCCUGCUACCCACCUAUGUCAAUAUCCUCAAUGUAUACGCCUUUUGCAACACCCAUGAUGUGAGCUGGGGUACCAAGGGUGAUAAUUCAUUACCGAUGGACCUUGGUGUAGCGAGUAAACCAGUCAACACAGAGAAAGGAAUCGAGGAAGUGGAGGUGGAAAUGGCGGAGGAACAAGAAAUGAUUGACAAGUAUUAUGACGCCGCUUUACAAAACCUGCAAAUCAAGCAAGACAUUGUAACACAGAGCCGACCGCCUCAUAUGAAGCAAGAUGAUUAUUAUCGUGGAUUCAGGACCAGGCUUGUUUUGGCCUGGAUAGGAUGCAACGCAUUGUUGGUUGCCUUUGUCACGAGCGGAAGUUUUCGAUCCUUCUUAUCCACCGAUGAUCAAACGGAGGAAGAAUAUAUGCGAGAGGUGUCCAUGUCAUACACGGGUGUUGUGUUGUGGACCGUGGCAGCCAUGUCAGCCUUUAGAUUCUUUGGUAGUAUGAUGUACCUUUUAUUACGUUGUUUCCGGUUGUAA
Messenger RNA from Lichtheimia ornata, 2745 nucleotides. RefSeq lists its product as uncharacterized. Gene Ontology annotation, molecular function: chitin synthase activity. The coding region runs from base 1 to 2745 and encodes 914 amino acids. Gene Ontology annotation, cellular component: cell septum; cell periphery. The record is from RefSeq and is a predicted model, not a curated record. The transcript has 8 exons. NCBI's taxonomy places the organism in Eukaryota, Fungi, Mucoromycota, Mucoromycetes, Mucorales, Lichtheimiaceae.